Nothobranchius furzeri (turquoise killifish) is the source of this 2828-nucleotide messenger RNA. RefSeq names its product extracellular calcium-sensing receptor-like. Gene Ontology annotation, cellular component: plasma membrane. Gene Ontology annotation, molecular function: G protein-coupled receptor activity. The record is from RefSeq and is a predicted model, not a curated record. Gene Ontology annotation, biological process: G protein-coupled receptor signaling pathway. Lineage: Eukaryota; Metazoa; Chordata; Actinopteri; Cyprinodontiformes; Nothobranchiidae.
CAUUUAUUAUUUCUAUACAUGUUUUGGCUUUCAAACUUCCAUAAUGCCCCUUUCAAGGGUAGAAAACCUCUGGAAAUGUUUUCAUAGCAUGUCAUAAUCAAAGGUAACGCAGUGAGGGCUUCACAACCUGACGUAUAAUAGAGGAGGUGCUUUAACUAAUAAAAACCCUGGAACCAUCUAAUGCAGACAGUUCAAGCAUGGCGAUUGGGUAUCUGUUUACUGGAUUAAGAUUGGCUGUCUGUUUACUGAAGCUAAUGCCAGUGAUUGUCUUGUGUGGCAUUUCACACAGUCUGAUCCAAAUGAUUAAGCCUUUAGAGACUCAGACUAGUGCUCGCGUCACUACAAUGCAUUGCACCCUACAGAGUACCCUCCGUGUACCUACAUUUUCCAUGGAUGGAGACUUUAUUAUUGGAGGUGUUUUCUCCUUACAUUACACAUUUUACACAGUGAUUAAUAACUAUACCACCAGGCCUGAAGCAUCAAGAUGUGCAGGGAGCAUAAUUGCUCGGGAAGUGCGAUAUUCUCGUGCAAUGAUCUUUGCUAUUGAGGAGAUAAACAACAGCACAGAGCUGUUGCCCGGCAUCAAGCUUGGUUAUGAGAUGUAUGACUCAUGCAACUCAGUGACUUCUGCUGUGCCUGUGGCUUUACAACUAUCAAAUGGUCAGGACCCGGAGUUUUACAAAGGCAGCAAUUGUUCCCUAACUGGUAUGGUGGUGGCUGUUGUUGGGGACUCUGGAUCCACACCAUCCAUUAGCAUGUCUCGUAUCUUUGGGCCCUUCAACAUCCCUCUAGUCAGCCACUUUGCCACGUGUGCCUGUCUGUCUAACAAGCAAGAGUAUCCAACUUUCUUCAGAACAAUUCCCAGUGACCAGUUCCAGGCUGAUGCACUGGCCAAGCUGGUGAAACACUUUGGCUGGACUUGGAUAGGAGCUGUCCGCUCAGACUCAGACUAUGGAAAUUAUGGGAUGGCAUCAUUUCUUGCUGCAGCACAGAGAGAGGGAAUUUGUGUGGAGUACUCUGUAUCCAUCUAUCGAACGGACACACGUAGCAAGAUCAAGAAAGUAGCUGACACUAUCAGCAGGUCAACAGCAGUUGUUGUCAUGGCAUUUAUAGACUCUGCAGAUAUGAGUGUUUUGUUAGAGGAGCUGGCUCAUAACCCUCCACCACCUCGUCAGUGGAUAGGAAGUGAGGGCUGGAUAACCGACCUGAACCUGAUGAGACACAGUUUCUGCGCAGGAGCAAUUGGAAUUGCCAUUCAGAAAUCUGUCAUCCCUGGUUUUAGGGAGUUCCUACUGAAUCUUCCUCCCUCUGAAGUGGCUGCCUCCUCAGUGCUGACUGAGUUCUGGGAGGAUGCAUUCAGUUGUAGCCUUAAAAGGAGUGCUGGCCCACAAAGAAAAAUAUGUGAUGGAACUGAAGACAUUAAAAAUCUCAAAAACCCGUACACUGAUACAUCACAGCUUAGAGCCACUAACAUGGUGUACAAGGCUGUUUAUGCAGUAGCUCAUGCUAUACACAAUGCAGUGUGUCAGGAAACUAUUUUUGCCACUAGGUGUGACAAAAACAUCAGACUGGAGUCCAAACAGGUUACAUCUGAGCUAAAGCAAGUAACCUUUUCCAGAAAUGGUUAUCCUGUGUCGUUUGAUGCUAACGGGGAUCCUGUAGCUUUUUAUGAGCUGGUCAACUGGCAGAAGAGUAAGAGUGGAGUUAUUGAGCCAGUAACAGUAGGGUACUUCAAUGCAUCACUGCCAAAAGGCCAGGAGUUUCACAUUAACAAAAACAUAACCUGGGUGGACAGUGGAACAUUAGUCCCAGUAUCAGUGUGCUCUGAGAGUUGUCCUCCAGGAAGUCGUAAAGUCCUGCAGAAAGGGAAACCCAUCUGCUGUUAUGAUUGUAUACCAUGUCCUGAAGGAGAGAUUAGUAACGUCACUGAUUCUCCAGACUGUUCCCCGUGUCCCAGAGAAUCGUGGCCUAAUGCACAAAGAGACGCUUGUUUCCCCAAACCUGUGGAGUUUCUUUCCUAUGAUGAAGUCCUGGCAAUCAUCCUGGCUGCAUUCUCUGUUAGUGGGGCCUGUCUGGCCAUCAUAACAGCAGCUAUUUUCUUUCAUCACAGAACAACUCCAAUUGUCAGAGCCAACAACUCUGAGCUGAGCUUCCUGCUGCUCUUCUCUCUGACUCUGUGUUUCUUAUGUUCAUUAACUUUCAUCGGAGCUCCCUCUGAUUGGUCCUGCAUGCUGCGACACACAGCGUUUGGUAUCACCUUUGUUCUCUGUAUCUCCUGUGUUCUUGGCAAAACUGUAGUGGUUUUAAUGGCCUUUAAAGCUACACUUCCAGGUAGUAAUGUCAUGAAAUGGUUUGGGCCUCCACAGCAAAGAAUGACUGUUGUGUUUUUUACUUUAGUUCAAAUCAUAAUCUGUACUGUGUGGCUGUUACUCAGCCCUCCAUUCCCGAUGAAGAAUCUGAGCACAUACAAGGAGAAGAUCAUCCUGGAAUGUGCAUUAGGUUCUGCUGUUGGGUUCUGGGCUGUGCUCGGGUACAUUGGCCUGCUGGCUGUUUUCUGCUUUGUGUUAGCUGUUCUAGCUCGGAAACUACCUGAUAAUUUUAAUGAAGCCAAGCUGAUAACCUUCAGCAUGCUGAUAUUCUGUGCAGUGUGGCUCACCUUCAUCCCAGCAUAUGUCAGCUCUCCUGGAAAAUUUACUGUAGCUGUGGAGAUAUUUGCUAUUCUGGCCUCCAGUUUUGGACUGAUUCUGUGUAUAUUUGCUCCAAAGUGUUUCAUCAUCUUAUUUCAGCCUGAGAAGAACUCCAAGAAAUUUGUAAUGAAUAAAAAGUAA